AUGGCCGCCCCCAACAUCAUCUUCAUCAUGGCCGACGACCACGCGGCCAAGGCCAUCUCGGCCUACGGCGCGGGGCUAAACCAGACACGGAACCUGGACCGGCUGGCGGCGGACGGGCUGCGCUUCAACCACUGCUACGUCACCAACUCCAUCUGCACGCCGUCGCGGGCGGCCAUCCUGACGGGCACGCACAACCACGUGAACGGCGUGCGGACGCUCGCGUCGGCGAUUGACAACCGCCUGCCGAACGUGGCCAAGGCGCUGCGCGCGAGCGGGUACCAGACGGCCAUGGUGGGGAAGUGGCAUUUGGGGGAGGGGCAAGCGCACGAGCCCACGGGCUUCGACUACUGGAGCGUCGUGCCGGGGCAGGGCGUGUACUUUGAUCCGGUGUUUUUGGAGAAGGGGGGGAAGACGGAGACGGUGCCGGGGUAUGCGACGGAUGUCAUUACGGCGAAGAGCUUGGACUGGAUCAAGCGCCGGGAUCAAGAGAAGCCCUUCUUCCUCAUGUGCCACCACAAGGCGCCGCACCGGUCGUGGGAAUGCGCGCCCCGGCACCGGGAGAUGUACCAGGAGGACGUGCGCCUCCCGGACACCUUCACAGACGACUACAAGCACCGAGCCAUGGCCGCCAAGGUGGCCAAGAUGCGCGUGGCCGAGGACCUGACGUACGGCGACCUGGGGCUCGCGCAGCCCGAGGGCGGCGCGGAUGAGGUCGGCGAACUCCUGUUUUCCGGGCUGACGGAGCGCAAGAUCCCGGCGCCGGCGACGGACGAGGCCGUGCAGGGCAUGCGGGCGCUGGUGGACCGCGAAACGGGCGAGACGUUCAAGUUCGGCACGACGGCGCAGCUGGCCGAGUUCAAGUUCCAGCGGUACAUCAAGCGGUACAUCCGCACCAUCCAAGCCAUCGACGACAGCGUCGGCGAGAUCCUCGACUUCCUGGACGCGGACCCGGACUUGGCGAAGAACACGCUGGUGAUGUACACGUCGGACCAGGGCUUCUUCCUGGGCGAGCACGGCUGGUUCGACAAGCGCUUCAUGUACGAAGAGUCGUUCCAGAUGCCGCUGCUGGCGCGGUGGCCGGGCGUCAUCCCUCCGUCCAGCAUCAGCGACGCGAUUGUGUCGAACGUCGACUUUGCCCCCACGUUCCUCGACCUCGCGGGCGCCGUCGUGCCGAGCUACAUGCAGGGCUUUUCCAUCAAGGACGUGUUGGCGAGCGGGGGCAAGGAGCCCGCCGGCUGGCAGCAGGUCGCGUACCAUCGGUACUGGAUGCACAACGACGAGAUCCACGGCGCGUACGCGCACUACGGCGUGCGGGACCGGCGGUGGAAGAUCAUCUACUGGUAUAAUGAAGGGCUUGGGAUCGAGGGGACGGGCGAGGGCGGCCAGCCGCCCGAGUGGGAACUCUUUGACUGCGAGGAGGAUCCGUUGGAGCUGUUUAAUGUCUAUGGCGAGGAGGGGUAUAAGGACGUGGUGGAGAGGAUGAAGGGGCUGUUGGAGGAGAAGAUGGCCGAGAUUGGGGACGAGCCUGUGCAUUAG
Molecule: messenger RNA, 1536 nt
Organism: Aplosporella prunicola CBS 121167
Lineage: Eukaryota; Fungi; Ascomycota; Dothideomycetes; Botryosphaeriales; Aplosporellaceae
Exons: 1
Coding region: 1-1536 (511 amino acids)
Source: RefSeq, a predicted model, not a curated record